AUGGACUCCCCCAUCACCUCUGCCCCACCCUCCGUGAUGGACUCCCCCAUCACCUCUGUGGAGUCCUUCCGUUUCCUGGGCACCACCAUCACCCAGGACCUCAAGUGGGAGCCGACCAUCAGCUCCCUCAUCAAGAAGGCCCAGCAGAGGAUGUACUUCCUGCGGCAGCUCAGGAAAGCCAAGCUGCAGUUCUACACCUCCUCCACCUCCUCCAUCACCUCCUCCACCUCCUCCAUCACCUCCUCAUCACCUCCUCCAUCACCUCCUCCAUCACCUCCUCCAUCACCUCCUCAUCACCUCCUCAUCACCUCCUCCAUCACCUCCUCCAUCACUUCCUCCUUCACCUCCUCCAUCACCUCCUCAUCACCUCCUCAUCACCUCCUCAUCACCUCCUCAUCACCUCCUCCAUCACCUCCAUCACCUCCUCAUCACCUCCUCCACCACCUCCUCCGUCACCUCCUCCGUCACCUCCUCCGUCACCUCCUCCGUCACCUCCUCCGUCACCUCCUCCGUCACCUCCUCCAUCACCUCCUCAUCACCUCCUCAUCACCUCCUCCAUCACCUCCUCCAUCACCUCCUCAUCACCUCCAUCACCUCCUCAUCACCUCCUCAUCACCUCCUCCAUCACCUCCUCCAUCACCUCCUUCAUCACCUCCUCAUCACCUCCUCCGUCACCUAUUCCGUCACCUCCUCCGUCACCUCCUCCGUCACCUCCUCCGUCACCUCCUCCUUCACCUCCUCCGUCACCUCCUCCGCCACCUCCUCCGUCACCUCCUCCGCCACCUCCUCCGUCACCUCCUCCGUCACCUCCUCCGUCACCUCCUCCAUCACCUCCUCCAUCACCUCCUCCACCACCUAUCCACCACCUCCUCCAUCACCUCCUCCAUCACCUCCUCCACCACCUCCUCCAUCACCUCCUCCACCACCUCCUCCAUCACCUCCUCCAUCACCUCCUCCAUCACCUCCUUCAUCACCUCCUCAUCACCUCCUCCGUCACCUCCUCCGUCACCUCCUCCGUCACCUCCUCCUUCACCUCCUCCUUCACCUCCUCCGUCACCUCCUCCGCCACCUCCUCCGUCACCUCCUCCAUCACCUCCUCCACCACCUCCUCCAUCACCUCCUCCACCACCUCCUCCACCACCUCCUCCGUCACCUCCUCCGUCACCUCCUCCGUCACCUCCUCCGUCACCUCCUCCGUCACCUCCUCCGUCACCUCCUCCACCACCUAUCCACCACCUCCUCCAUCACCUCCUCCAUCACCUCCUCCACCACCUCCUCCACCACCUCCUCCAUCACCUCCUCCACCACCUCCUCCAUCACCUCCUCCUUCACCUCCUCCGUCACCCUCCUCCGUCACCUCCUCCAUCACCUCCUCCAUCAUCUCCUCCACCACCUAUCCACCACCUCCUCCAUCACCUCCUCCAUCACCUCCUCCAUCACCUCCUCCAUCACCUCCUCCAUCACCUCCUCCAUCACCUCCUCAUCACCUCCUCCGUCACCUCCUCCUCCGUCACCUCCUCCUUCACCUCCUCCGUCACCUCCUCCGCCACCUCCUCCGUCACCUCCUCCAUCACCUCCUCCAUCACCUCCUCCAUCACCUCCUCCGUCACCUCCUCCGUCACCUCCUCCGUCACCUCCUCCGUCACCUCCUCCGUCACCUCCUCCAUCACCUCCUCCAUCACCUCCUCCACCACCUAUCCACCACCUCCUCCAUCACCUCCUCCAUCACCUCCUCCAUCACCUCCUCCAUCACCUCCUCCACCACCUCCUCCAUCACCUCCUCCACCACCUCCUCCAUCACCUCCUCCAUCACCUCCUCCAUCACCUCCUCAUCACCUCCUCCAUCACCUCCUCCAUCACCUCCUCAUCACCUCCUCCAUCACCUCCUCCAUCACCUCCUCCAUCACCGUGUGGUUCGCUGGAGCCACAAUGAGUGUGUUUCCGGCGCUGAGCAGAAGUGAGUGUUCGGAGGCUCAGGUUUGGGAGAGAGCGUGGACCAUCGAAGAGAUGAGGCAGAACAGCACCAGCUGGUCCCUGGCAGCCGACUCCGGGCUCUUCCUGUUCCUGCAGGACUUCAGUCAGAGGAUGUUGUCCCAGACCCAUGACAUGGAGAAGCAGCUGGACGCUCUGAUCAGAGACACCACGGCCACAGACGUGUGUCUGCACUCUGUGUUCAACGACUUCAUCAUGCUCUCCAACACACAGUUCAUCGAAAAUAGAGUGUACGAUGAGGAGGUGGAAGACUCGGUGCCUAAAGCCGACGUGUCAGAGCCAGAGCAGGAGAAGACCCGGGAGCAGAAGGAGGCGGAGCUAAUCCCUAAGAUGCAGGAGGCGGUGAGCUAUGGCCUCAAAGUGCUGGAGUCGGCCUUCGAGCACCUGGACCUGAAGGCCGGGAACUCGGACUCAGAGGACGAGGAGGCCCCAGACCGAGAGGACGCCAUUUUGGAGCCCAAGGACCUGUACGUGGACAGACCCCUGCCCUUCCUGAUUGGCUCUCAGGCCUUCAUGGAGCAGGAGGACGUGGGGCUGGGAGACCUCUCCAGCGACGAGAUGUCCGUGGACAGUGACCGAGACAGUGUCGUGGAGACCGAAGACGGAAAAGCUGCAGUGCAUUCUGAUGAAGACUACAACCAGGACGAAGAGGAGACCCCAGAGCUGAUCAAGAAGAAGUCCUCCAUGCUGAGUUAUGAUGAUGAAGAUGAAGACGAGGACUCGGACAUUUUCGGAGACUCUGACAAAGAGGAUGAAGAGGAGUCAAAGAGCACACAGCAGGCAUCGUUCGCUGAUGAGCUGGCAGCUAGGAUCAAAGGGGAAACGAAACCAGAGGCCGACCGAGCAUCUUUGUCAUCAAAGAAGAAGAGUAAGAUCCAGAGAGAGUCUAAGCCUGCGCCGCCUGAGGCAGAUGAGGACAGUGAUGACAUGUUCAAACCGCCAAAGAUGGAGGAUGAGGAGGAGGAGGAGGAAGAUGAGCUGUCUGCCUUUGGAGGGAGGAGUGGCCUCUUCAGCGGGGGGAGGGGCCUGUUUGAUGACGAUGACGAGGGAGACCUUUUCUCUGACGCUCCCAAACCAGCAGCAGCAGAAGAAGAGAAACACAUCCAGCACGUGGCUAAAACAUCGCCCCCUGCAGAUUCCACCAAGUCUGGAAAGAAGGUUCCAGUGGGAGGAGUCUCCAUAUUCCCAGAAAAUAGUUUGUUUGGUUCUGGGCCCGAGCUGAGGCCCGAGCUGAGUAAAGAGAACGGUGCUCCUGCUGUUAGAGCGCCCCCUGGAGGAGGGCUGUUUGACGAAGAGGACGAUGACUUCUUCACUGGGCCCUCGGUCCAAAGCUCUGAACCUGUGAAAGAAACUAAAUCCAAACGAGCUGUGGACCUGUUCGAAGACGAGGAUGAAGACCUGUUCAGUGACAAGUCCAGCCCUCACAGCAAGAGGGAAGAGGAAGCACCACAAGAGAAGCCUCCUCAGAAGAAGAUGCCUGCAGGAGCUGUGUCUCUGUUCGGUCCUGGGACUAAGAGCCUCCUGUCUGAAGGACUGAAGAAGCAGCAGAACGGCUUCGCUCCAGAAUCAAAGUCUUCUCCAAAACCUCAGAGCAGAGGCCUGUUCUCAGACGACGAUGACAACGCUGCAGUGAACGGACUUUCCCCAGAGAAGAGCUCAGCGGCAAAGUCUGGAGGCUUGUUCUCAGAUGAUGAGGACUCUGUGGUCUUUCCCUCCGUCCCCAAAAACCAGUCCAAACCAGAGACACUGAACCAAACCAGGACCAAGAAACCAGCGGUGUCCUUAUUCGAUGAUGAGGAGGAGGAGGACGAAGAGGAUUUGUUUGCAUCAGCUGCUAAAUCUAAACCCAAAGCACUUCAGACUAAAGCCUCCAGCACCCUCUUCAGCGACGACGAGGACCAGUGGCUGAGCUCUAAUGCAGAGAAAAGCAGCAUGAAGUCCAGCGUAAGCGCCCCCUGCAGUCUGCUCAGUGUGAGCGCCCCCUGCAGUCUACCCAGUGUCACUGCACCUGUGAAGAGCGACCUGUUCGACGUGAAUGAGGACGACCUGUUCGCACCACCACAGGACUCCAGUCAGAAGACGUGUCCGAGAGUCGCUCUGCUGUUUGAAGACGAGGAUGAAGACGACAAAAGCUCCUUGUUUACUGUCAAACCUGCUGCUUCCCCAAAGACCGGGAUGGUGGUCCCUCUUAGACCGGGAUGGUGGUCCCUCUUAGACCGGGAUGGUGGUCCCUCUCAGACUGGGAUGGUGGUCCCUCUUAGACCGGGAUGGUGGUCCCUCUCAGACCGGGAUGGUGGUCCCUCUCAGACCAAGGUGGUGGUCCCUCUCAGACCAAGGUGGUGGUCCCUCUUAGACCGGGAUGGUGGUCCCUCUCAGACCGGGAUGGUGGUCCCUCUCAGACCGGGAUGGUGGUCCCUCUUAGACCGGGAUGGUGGUCCCUCUCAGACCAAGGUGGUGGUCCCUCUCAGACCAAGGUGGUGGUCCCUCUUAGACCGGGAUGGUGGUCCCUCUCAGGUGGUCCCUCUCAGACCAAGGUGGUGGUCCCUCUUAGACCGGGAUGGUGGUCCCUCUCAGACCAAGGUGGUGGUCCCUCUCAGACCGGGGUGGUGGUCCCUCUCUGUCCUGGACCCUCUCUGUCCUGGAUCGUCCUGGACCCUCUCUGUCCUGAAUCCUCUCCGUCCUGGACCCUCUCUGUCCUGGACCCUCUCUGUCCUGGACCCUCUCUGUCCUGGACCCUCUCUGUCCUGGACCCUCUCUGUCCUGGACCCUCUCUGUCCUGGACCCUCUCUGUCCUGGUCCCUCUCUGUCCUGGAUCCUCUCUGUCCUGGACCCUCUCUGUCCUGGACCCUCUCUGUCCUGGACCCUCUCUGUCCUGGAUCGUCCUGGACCCUCUCUGUCCUGGAUCCUCUCUGUCCUGGACCCUCUCUGUCCUGGAUCCUCUCUGUCCUGGUCCCUCUCUGUCCUGGACCCUCUCUGUCCUGGACCCUCUCUGUCCUGGACCCUCUCUGUCCUGGAUCCUCUCUGUCCUGGACCCUCUCUGUCCUGGACCCUCUCUGUCCUGGACCCUCUCUGUCCUGGACCCUCUCUGUCCUGGACCCUCUCUGUCCUGGACCCUCUCUGUCCUGGACCCUCUCUGUCCUGGACCCUCUCUGUCCUGGACCCUCUCUGUCCUGGACCCUCUCUGCCCUGGAUCCUCUCUGCCCUGGAUCCUCUCUGUCCUGGAUCCUCUCUGUCCUGGACCCUCUCUGUCCUGGACCCUCUCUGUCCUGGACCCUCUCUGCCCUGGAUCCUCUCUGCCCUGGAUCCUCUCUGUCCUGGAUCCUCUCUGUCCUGGACCCUCUCUGUCCUGGACCCUCUCUGUCCUGGACCCUCUCUGUCCUGGACCCUCUCUGUCCUGGAUCCUCUCUGUCCUGGAUCCUCUCUGUCCUGGAUCCUCUCUGUCCUGGACCCUCUCUGUCCUGGACCCUCUCUGUCCUGGAUCGUCCUGGACCCUCUCUGUCCUGGAUCGUCCUGGACCCUCUCUGUCCUGGACCCUCUCUGUCCUGGAUCCUCUCUGUCCUGGACCCUCUCUGUCCUGGACCCUCUCUGCCCUGGAUCCUCUCUGUCCUGGAUCCUCUCUGUCCUGGACCCUCUCUGUCCUGGACCCCUCUGUCCUGGACCCUCUCUGUCCUGGACCCUCUCUGUCCUGGACCCUCUCUGUCCUGGAUCCUCUCUGUCCUGGAUCCUCUCUGUCCUGAACCCUCUCCGUCCUGGACCCUCUUUGCCCUGGACCCUCUCUGUCCUGGAUCGUCCUGGACCCUCUCUGUCCUGGAUCGUCCUGGACCCUCUCUGUCCUGGAUCCUCUCUGUCCUGGACCCUCUCUGUCCUGGACCCUCUCUGUCCUGGACCCUCUCUGUCCUGGAUCCUCUCUGUCCUGGACCCUCUCUGUCCUGGACCCUCUCUGUCCUGGAUCCUCUCUGUCCUGGACCCUCUCUGUCCUGGACCCUCUCUGUCCUGGACCCUCUCUGUCCUGGACCCUCUCUGUCCUGGACCCUCUCUGCCUCCCCAGCUCCUGCCCCCAAGGACAUCUCUGACUCCCCCUCUACCACCACAGACUCAGCAGAGAAGCCCCUCCCCCCAGCCUCACCCCCACCUGCAGAGGCCCAGACCAGGAAGAGGCCCCCUGGAGCUGUCAGUCUGUUUGGCGGGAUCGACGUGUUGCCGGUCACACAGAGCAGGAGGCCAGCGGAGAGGGAGGACCUGAAGGAAGAUAAGAAAGAGAAGUCGAAAACCAAAACACUGAGUUUGUUUGAUGACGAUGAGAAAGAUGAACCAGAUGGAAACGAUUCCAUAUUUGCUCUCCCCAAACCAACAAACACCACAAAGUCCUCAGAGGAGAAAGCCUCGACCAAAAGCACAGGCGUGUUCCAGGACGAGGAGCUGCUGUUCAGCCACGCUCAGCAGAAAGACAACGAUCCAGACGUGGACCUCUUCUCCACCUCUGGGAAAACAGCCCCCACGAGCUCCAGAGGCGGCGCAGGGAAGUCCUCUGCUCCCAGUCUGUUUUCUGACGACGAUGAAGACGACUUGUUCAGCAGCGUCAAACCCAAAACCUCUCCAUUGAAGGUAGCAGAGAAGAAGAAGCCGGUGGAGAAGGCGGCGCUGGAGAAGCCGCUGGAGAAGGCGGCGCUGGAGAAGGCGGCGCUGGAGAAGGCGGCGCUGGAGAAGGCGGCGCUGGAGAAGGCGGCGCUGGAGAAGGCGGCGCUGGAGAAGGCGGCGCUGGAGAAGAAGCCAGUGGAGAAGGCGGCGCUGGAGAAGGCGGCGCUGGAGAAGGCGGCGCUGGAGAAGAAGCCAGUGGAGAAGGCGGCGCUGGAGAAGAAGCCAGUGGAGAAGGCAGCGCUGGAGAAGGCGGCGCUGGAGAAGGCGGCGCUGGAGAAGGCGGCGCUGGAGAAGGCGGCGCUGGAGAAGGCGGCGCUGGAGAAGGCGGCGCUGGAGAAGGCGGCGCUGGAGAAGGCGGCGCUGGAGAAGGCGGCGCUGGAGAAGGCGGCGCUGGAGAAGGCGGCGCUGGAGAAGGCGGCGCUGGAGAAGGCGGCGCUGGAGAAGGCGGCGCUGGAGAAGGCGGCGCUGGAGAAGGCGGAGCUGGAGAAGGCGGAGCUGGAGAAGGCGGCGCUGGAGAAGGCGGCGCUGGAGAAGGCGGCGCUGGAGAAGGCGGCGCUGGAGAAGGCGGCGCUGGAGAAGGCGGCGCUGGAGAAGGCGGAGCUGGAGAAGGCGGCGCUGGAGAAGGCGGCGCUGGAGAAGGCGGCGCUGGAGAAGGCGGAGCUGGAGAAGGCGGCGCUGGAGAAGGCGGCGCUGGAGAAGGCGGAGACCAGCCCUGAGCCCUCGUCUGAAAGCUCGGUGAGAGUCGGUGUCUGUGCCUCCGUGUUCACAGACUGCUUCUGUAUCAUAAUAGCAUUGCUCUGA
Molecule: messenger RNA, 7431 nt
Organism: Knipowitschia caucasica
Lineage: Eukaryota; Metazoa; Chordata; Actinopteri; Gobiiformes; Gobiidae
Source: the annotation of a GenBank genome assembly